Messenger RNA from Dermatophagoides farinae (American house dust mite), 1742 nucleotides. RefSeq lists its product as uncharacterized. The record is from RefSeq and is a predicted model, not a curated record. NCBI's taxonomy places the organism in Eukaryota, Metazoa, Arthropoda, Arachnida, Sarcoptiformes, Pyroglyphidae.
UUUUUAUUUUCAAUGUAUGAUCAUUUUGUUUGUAAAAGAAAUUUCUUUUGUUUAUUUCGAAAAAAAAUUUAAUGAACAUUUAAAAAUAUAUGAUCCAAUCGAAUCCAAUCAAUGCAUAUAAAAUAUCACAUUACACAUAUACGUGGUAACAUUUAACAUGCAUACAAAUAAAAUGGCCAAUCAAAACCAAAUGGCAAAGAGAAAAUGUUGCAAAAUCUUCGAUUCGAAUUUCAAUGAUUCUGUACAAAAAUAUACAUAGAUUCGAAACUUUUUCCAUCAUUAAAAUUCGAUUCAAAUGAUAAAAAAAAGAUUAUUAUCCACAUAUAUCAAUUUUACAACUGAAAAUGGAGGUUACACAGAAUAACAGAACAAUGAUGAUGAUUUGAAAUAAAUGAAAUAAUCCGUAAUAAUCGAUCAAUCAAUCAGUGAUUUUGUUUCAUCAAUUGAUACAAUUAUAUUCAUAGGAUUUUCUCCUUUUUAAAUUUUUUUUUUGUUCAAAAUGAAAACGCAAAAACUUUAUCAUUUAAAUUUGAAUUCAAAAUUGUUAACCAUUUUUUUCUGUUAAUUCAUCCUUUCUUUCGUCAUUAUUCAUCAUUCAAAAAAAAGUCUUUCGUAUUCAUAUUAAUAAUACUUUUCUCUUUUCUCAAUUUGUAUCACAAAUGACCUUUUUUUCUCGACCCAAUUCGCGGAUAUGAUGUUGUGAUCUAAAUAAGUCUCUCUCUCUCUCUCUCUCUCAUCAUUCUUUUCAUCUCUUGACUCGCUAUCAUUAUUUGAUUAGCCAACCAUCACCAACAUUAUAAUAUUAUUAUAUCGUAACCAUUUUCAAAUUGAUGAUGCAUGAUUUGUUAAAUAAACUAUUGUUUUAUUUUGAUACAAGAUUUCAAAUAUUAAUUUUUUUUUCGUUUUGAUUAAUAAAAAAAAAUGAUAUGUUCAUGAUGGUGAAAUGGCGGCCAUUUUUUAUUGACUAUAUAAUUCUGUUUUGAUUGAUUAACUGGUUUGUUUCAUAUAUUGUCCGUGUGGUCAGAAAUGGACAAUUUGUAUCCAUAGAAACGAACCGAUUAGCUCAGCUAAUUCUUGCUCAUUCAUGUAAUACAAGAAUGAGAUCCAUUUGUAUAUUUCAUCAUCAUCAUGAAGUUAUCACUGUGGAUUAGUUUGCUAAUAAUUUUCUUAUUCAUUGACAAUUGGACUUUGGCUCAAAGACCUGGUCAACGUCGGAAACCCACACGUAAACAACCAAAAAAUCGAGGACGUAAUCGUGGACAAAAAAAUGAUGAUCCUGGAAUCUAUUGUUAUACUUGUUUUGCAGAUUUUGAACGUGUUCCAUUGACGGUAUUCAAUCCGGUCACUUAUAUUUACAAUAAUCCAUGUUAUAAUCCAGCAUUAAAUUAUACGCUUACAGAUAAUGAGUAUCUAACCAAAUGUUCAUCGACUACCAAAUAUUGUAUGGUUGAUGUAACACGAUUGAAUGGAGUACUCAUUUCGGUCGAUCGACGUUGUGGACAAUCAACCUGUCGUAAAACUUGUCUUUCACGUGGAUAUGGUGUAAUCCGUGAAACUUGUACAUUUUGUUGCGGUGGUCGUAUAAAUGAAGAUCAUCCGGAUUAUGAUGAAGAAAUAAAUUCUGUUUAUAAAUGUCCUAGUGAACCACAUUGAAUACAAAUGAAUUGAAUUGUUUUAAUUAUUCUCUAUUAAAAGUCUAUCAUAUUACUAAUACAAUGAAAAAUGUGUCGUGUGUUAUUAUU